AUGGAUCCCACCAUAAUUAAGGACUAUGAGCUCACAUUACGUGAACUCACCUUCAAUUCAAAGUCUAUCAUCGAUGUUCUCACUACCAUUGCUGAUGAAAAUAAACUGGAGGCACAGGGAAUAGUCAGAGCUAUCACUGAAAGAAUCACUAAAUGUAUUCCCGAACAGAAAUUGUACACGCUAUAUCUUCUCGAUUCUAUUUGCAAAGUCGUUGGACUGCCGUAUCAUACGAUGUUUGGUAACGAGAUAUUUCGCAUAUUCACUGAAAUAUACCUGUUGGUGAAUGAUCAGACCAGAGCAAAACUAGUGAAGCUUUUCGAGACUUGGAAGAUUCUGAAGGCGAAAAAUUCAACACUUCCAUUAUUUCCGGAGGACCAAUUGGAGAAAAUUGGCAACUUCUUGCGUCAAGCCAAACCGCGUGUUGCUGAAAGUCUGCAAGGUGGUAUUGUACAACUGUCUUUAGUGGCAGACAUAAGUUCUCUUCUCCCAAUUAUGGAGCAACGUGGACAUUCUGAUCCAUCUGAUGCCUCAAUACCACAAAAGAUCAGUGCACUCCGUGAAUUAAAGCUGAUUCUUCUGCUGCAACAGUUUGGACAGCCCGAAUUGGCGGGCAUUCAGGCAAGACUUACGCAGAUGAAAACUCAAAUUGCACAGGAUUCACAAGCCAAUGCUAUAGUCCCUUCUAAUGCAAACAAUUCAGAAAGCACACCAAAGUUCACUUCUUCUCAAUCAGCGCCUGCUAAAAGCGAGGCAACUGCACCGGAACCAGCAAAACCAGUCGCAACGGUAUUGUUUCAAAACUUGAUUUCAUCUGGACUUGUCAAGGUGGAUCAGUCACUCAAAAAAGACUCAAAACCUGAGUACGAAUUGGUUUUACCAAAGCACAAGUACUCUCCCCAAUCGUUCAAUACAUCUUCUGCAUCUAUCUUGUCGAACAUGAUUCAAGAUGCCAACAUGAGUCAGUUGCCUCAGCAUGAACAAAUUAAAUAUAAAGAGCUUUUAAAAUUAGAGAGAAAACUCGGAACAGUUGAAUCUUUCUCUUCCAAUCUCCAGAAUUUCAUCCUCAAUAACACUUUAGAUGCAUCUACUGUGCAAGUAUUGUAUGAAACCAAGUCUCUGAAAUGCUCUCAGUGCGGUAAAAGAUUUCCCUCGGAUGAUCGUGGUACAGCAAUGAAAAAGCUCCAUUUAGAUUGGCACUUUCGUAUCAACAAACGUUUGUCUAACCACAAAACUAAUGUUCAAAGCAGAAGCUGGUACCUAGAUACAGCUCAAUGGGUUCAGUUCCAAGAGAAUGAGUUGUCUGAAUUUGAACCAUCCACAGUCAAGAAAGACGUAAAUACUAGGGCCACUUCUACAGAGGUUGCCUUCGUGGUCAUUCCAUCUGAUGAAACAAACAUGAACAAUGUAUGUGCAAUUUGCAGAGAACACAUUAAGCCUUCGAUCAACCCUGCUACCGAAGAAUGGGUUUGGAAUGAGUGUAUGCUAGCGCCUGGAAAUAACUCGGGAAGAAAAAUUGUGCAUGUCUCGUGUUUCGAAGAGGCAAAUCGCAAAAGAGGCGCUGAAAAUGAUGGAAACGGACGGGUUAAAAGAGAGCGCUUUGCGUGA
Molecule: messenger RNA, 1605 nt
Organism: Australozyma saopauloensis
Lineage: Eukaryota; Fungi; Ascomycota; Pichiomycetes; Serinales; Metschnikowiaceae
Exons: 1
Coding region: 1-1605 (534 amino acids)
Biological process (GO): termination of RNA polymerase II transcription
Cellular component (GO): cytoplasm; mRNA cleavage factor complex
Molecular function (GO): mRNA binding; RNA polymerase II complex binding
Source: RefSeq, a predicted model, not a curated record